Molecule: messenger RNA, 1521 nt
Organism: Alternaria viburni
Lineage: Eukaryota; Fungi; Ascomycota; Dothideomycetes; Pleosporales; Pleosporaceae
Exons: 1
Coding region: 1-1521 (506 amino acids)
Source: RefSeq, a predicted model, not a curated record
AUGUCGCAGUACAACUCGAUGCCGUCCCCAGGGGUCUACGUUCCCCCAUCCCAAGGCUCUCCAGCGCAAUCGCAAGGCGCCCAGCGGCCCUCGAGCUAUCAGCCCAAUGCCACGAACUAUGGAGCACAAUAUCAGGCUCAGAAGGGAGGAGGCACGUUUGGCCAGAUGAUGAAUCAGCGGCUUGAGCAGGCGGUGACAACAGGAAAGCCAAUGUUGAACAAGCUGGGCAAGACUAUAAGCUCAAAGCUAGGGAACAAGCCUUCGGGAGGCCCACCGCAACAUCUGCAGAGCUAUCAGAGUUACCAGACUCACUUUGGGCAGCAGGGCCAGAGUCAACCAUAUCAGCAACCUCAGGGUCAUGCUUUCAGUCCUCAGCCGCAACAGCAGCAAUGGGCACCUACGCAGCAUCAACCCCCACCUCAAGCGCCGAAUGCCUACCCACCUUCGCAGCAGUCUCCGUACCAGCAACCCAGCUACUCUACACCCGCUUCCGGCCACUCGGGGCAGACCAACUACUUCCCACAGCAGACGACUCAAGCGCCCAACACACAGUCUCAUACGCCGCAGUCGCCGCUCACGACCGCAGGACAUACUUCAUGGCAAUACGGCCAAGGCGGCGGGAUAGCGGAGCAUACACAGACACACGGAUACAAUGGGCAGAAUCAGGCGCAGCCGGGUCAGCCUCAGGCGCCUGUCCCGCAACCGACACAGGAAUCUGGCCAAUAUACUGGACAGCAGAUGGGAGUAGUGGGAGACUCGUACGUCGCUCAACAUACACCACCACCCCAGACUACGACCAUGUCUCCGGGGAUACCCGCCCAGCCCAUGCAGCCACAGUGGGAACAGGCAGGUGCCGGACAGCAGUCGAGUUCCCCAACAUAUUCCACACAGCAGAACACCACUGCGGCAAGCCCGCCACCUCAUUCACAGCAACAGUGGAAUAGCCCGUCUCCAGGUGGUGCAUACGGCCAAGGACAGUCGCAGAUGCCUGCCCACUCCGUUAGCCCUCCGCCUAUACAGCCGAUGACUACGGCACCUCAAAUGCCGUCAAACAAACCUGCACAGUCAAGUCAGUCGUCAACGCCCGCACCGCAUCAGGCUCAAUAUUCUGCGCCGCACGAAUUCAUCGCGGAGCUUCCUGCAGAUCUUGGAAACUUGACUAUUGCAGAAUCGAAGCCGAAGGAACGUGAACCAUCAGUCUCAGGUUCGCAAUAUCAAGCCUUCCACCCUUCGCUAUCUCCGACUGGAUCGCCAUCGCCUGGCUUUACCAUUCCUCGGCGGUCGUUUAGUGUCAGCACGAUUCCACUGGCUGAUCCGUGGAGGUUUGCAGAUGCGAUCACUGAAGUUCCAACACGCGAGUUCUACAUUCUGGCCGAUUUGCUUUUCGACGCUCUGGACCGGAAGUUUGAGCCAAAGAACACGGGCCUUCUGGAAGCACCAAAGAUCAUCGGAAGCUGGGUGAAAUUGACCGAAGACGCGUGUCGUGAGUGUCUGAAUUGCCGACAGAUGAUGCAAGACUAA